Molecule: messenger RNA, 1962 nt
Organism: Durusdinium trenchii
Lineage: Eukaryota; Dinophyceae; Suessiales; Symbiodiniaceae
Source: the annotation of a GenBank genome assembly
AUGCUUGGCUCUUGGCAGGUCCUCAUGCGCCUGCUGGGGACACUAUGCUUGCUUCUUGGUGCUGGGGCGGCUGAUUUCAAGUCCAUCGAAGAGUUGGCCGCGCUGGCGCCUGUGACCCCUGCAGAGGCGGCGCUGGCCCAGACCGACAGCGAUGAAUUGGAGGAUGUUGAUGAUGAGGAUGCUCACGGAGUGAAUGAAGAGCCAGCAGAUGUUAAAUCAGCUCCGACCAAAAGAGCGAGUUUCGUUGUUGUGCGGGAAGUUUCAUCCAGAAAGCAGGACAGUCUCACAAAGAAGGUCGAGCAGGAUGUACAACCCUAUGGUCCGGCUGCGUGUGUUCGAACCUUCAAGGACCAGAAGACCAAUACCUGCAUCAUGAAGACGAGCUGCAAAGCCAUUACAGGUUUUGGCCAGUACGACAUGGGCUUCCGAUGCGCAAGAGAAUCUGAUAACGACGCGAGGGCAGAGGUACAUAUGUUUGGUGCUGGCUCCUUUGCGGAGGAGGAGACCUUUGACAGCAAAGUGGCUUGCCUCAAGUGCUUGCCGCUGGAGGACAAGUCUUAUCAAACGGUCGGCGACCUUGCCUCCCAGGUGCUCUCGAUGAGGCAGAACCUUGCCAUUGUGGAGUCCUCGGUGGAUCGUUUGAACAAGAAGGCAGUCACGAGUCUUAAGUUUCCUUCGACGGUCAUCACUGUGCAAUUCUCGCACGAUGCCGCCGAAGCCUCUGGGGGCCCAUUGCGCUCACGGACCUACGAUGGCCUGGAGGUCUCCUUGGAGUAUCAGAUGUACACAACCUUUGGCUCGAUGCUCAGGAUGGGCAUGGACCUGCUGACAGUGGCAGCGACAAAUCACAUAGCACGGGCGUUCUUCGUGAACCGAGUGGCGGAGCAAAAGAUCCGAAAUGUGCAAGCGCAGCAGAAGAUGAGGUUCGAGACUGAGGCCACGGCAGCUGAGACAUUUGUUGUGACUUUAAGAGUUCCAUUGAGGAGCCUUUUGGGCCAGUGUCUUGACUCCAGUGCAACUGGCGAGCUCCAAGCCACUUUCCGAUGUUUGGAGGGCAGCGAGACAUUAGCCGCCGCUCUCCUGGGCGCAGCACUAGCACGAGGCACUCGGGCAGAGGGUAUUUACUUGAUGCGUGGGGCGCAGGUGCACUUGGUGAUGCAGAAAGUGCCGGCUGCGCCAGGUGCACAAGGCUUUGCGCAAAGUACUUCCAGUAGCUGGCCGCUUCCAGAGCCGCAGCCGCGUGAAUGGGACAGGCUGCUGGCAGUCCCAUCUUUAGAGCCCUGCGAGACCCAGGCACCGCCGGAGCUUGAUGGCGAGGCAGAUGAGCUCUUGGACAUUGCCUCCAAGCUCUCAGUGGAACGACAACUCCAGCGAGAACGCACGGGCAAGUUGGAAGCAAAGAUUUCGACGACAGUGGUCUACCAGAAGAAGGCCAAAAAGAGACUUGAAGCCUGUUUGCGGCUGCAAAGGUAUUGGCGAAGCUUUAGGUGUGUUGCAUUGAGAGUUCUGCGCCAUCGUUGUCGUGCCCGGAUGCGAUUACAAAGAUGGUUUCGAGCCCUUUCUGCAAGAAGAGUGGCUUACAGGAGGCUUCGUGCCUUGAGAGCGCUUCGUUUUCUUUCGCGCAUUGUCCUUGGUCCCAUCCGCAGCCUGAGCAGAGCGCGGGAUCGUAUUUAUGCUGUAAGCUAUAUUGGGGCACGAUGGCGUGGCAGCCGCGCAAGGACGCAGGCUGGGCUUCGGUGCUUGCAGGCUGUAGCGCGAGGGGCCAUAGCUCGGAGGCGAAUUGAGCAGUUGGCGGCUGCAAGUGAGGUCAUUUGCAAGCAUGUGCGCAAUUUCUUGUGCCGGAGGCUCCUCAAAAGAUCGCAUAAAAUGCGUGAUAGGCUAAAGAAGCUCCAGGCAGGGGCCAACCAAAUUAUUGCAGAAUUUGGCGCACAGAGGAGGCCAGCAAGCACGGAAAAGCCAUGA